This is a messenger RNA of Solanum tuberosum (potato), 1690 nucleotides long. Its product is annotated as la protein 1. NCBI's taxonomy places the organism in Eukaryota, Viridiplantae, Streptophyta, Magnoliopsida, Solanales, Solanaceae. Gene Ontology annotation, biological process: RNA processing. The record is from RefSeq and is a predicted model, not a curated record. Gene Ontology annotation, molecular function: mRNA binding. Gene Ontology annotation, cellular component: ribonucleoprotein complex; nucleus. The transcript is spliced from 10 exons. Bases 85 to 1500 code for a protein of 471 amino acids.
ACGCAAAUUGUCUUCUACUAAAGUUGCUUCAAAACCCUAAACCCUAGACGCUUGUUUUCUCUCCUCUGUUGUACCAUCACAACAAUGGCUAAAACUUUGAACGAAGAAACUGUCAAGAAGGUCAUUCGUCAGGUUGAGUUUUACUUCAGUGAUAGUAAUCUCCCAAAAGAUGGGUUUCUCAGGAAAACUGUGGAAGAAAGCGAAGAUGGGUUGGUAAGUUUAGCUUUGAUAUGUUCAUUUUCACGGAUGAGGUCUCACUUGGAUUUGGGGGUGGCAAAGCCAGAAGAUAUAUCAGAUGAUACCGUACAAGCUGUUGCUGAAGCUUUAAAAGCUUCUUCUUUUCUUAAAAUUUCGGAAGAUGGGAAGAAAGUUGGUAGAGUCAGUGAGCUUGCAAAGCCUGAGGAGGUUAUUGAGCAAAUUGAUGUAAGGACGAUUGCUGCAUCCCCUUUGGAAUACAGUGUCAAGCUGGAAGACGUGGAGUCUUUCUUUGGUCAGCAUGGCAAGGUUAACAGUGUGAGACUGCCUCGUCAUGUAGCUGAUAAAAGGGUGUUUUGUGGCACUGCUCUUGUUGAGUUCUCCAAUGAGGAAGAUGCGGUUAACAUUGUGAAGCAAAACUUGGUUUAUGGAGGAGUUGAAUUAGAACUGAAACCAAAGAAAGAUUUUGAUGUUGAAAGAGCCAUUGAAGAGAAAGAAGUUGAGCAAAACCAUCCUCGUAGUGGUCCAAAUAGUAAAAAUAAUUCUAAUUCGGAGCUAGACUAUCCAAAGGGCUUGAUCAUUGCAUUUAAGUUGAAGAGAAUCUCUGCUAAAAGCUCUACAGAACAGAAUGGUAAUCAUGAACUGUCUACUGAAAGUGCAAGUGCUCCUGAAACAGGAGGCAACAAAGAUACAACAAAAGACAAUGUUGAAAUGACAGAUGAGAAGGUACCAGAAGGUAUUAAAGAUGGAGACAAUGAUGAAAAUGUUGAGAAGGGUGAUAAAAAAGAUGCAGAGGAUGGAAAUGGGGAGACUGAUGUUCAGAAUCCUGAAGUUGCCGAGAAAUCCAUGGACAGUCCAACUGAAGAUGAUGAGCAAGCUCCAGCUGAAGAAAAAUUAUCCAUUGCUGCUUGCAAGGAUAACAAAGAUAUUGUUAUGCGUGAAGACUUGAAGAGCGUAUUCCAAAAAUUUGGUACUGUGAAGUUCAUCGAUUUCGCGAUUGGAGCAGAAUCAGGAUAUAUAAGGUUUGAAAGUGAAGGGGCUGCACAGAAAGCACGUGCUGCUGGUGUACUUGCUGAGGAAGGUGGUUUGGCGGUGAAAAAUUUCAUUGCUGCCUUGGACCCUGUUACUGGUGAUGCUGAGAGGGAAUACUGGACUAUGUUCCGUAAUAGCCAGCAGGAAAAACGCCGUGACUUUAAAGGGAAUAGGGGAAGGGGAGGAAGGUUCAACAGAGGUGGGAAGCAUUCGCGUGGAAGGGGAAACGAUUUUGGUGGACGCCCAAACAAAUUCCAGAAAACUAGGUCAUGAGGAAUUCUAUCUUUUGUACCAUUUACGAUGAAUUCUCUCAACUUAUCUUGUUCCACAUUACUACGAUGAUAUACUUCCAUCAUCGUAAUGUGUUGCAAUUUUGUGCCUUAAUUUAUGUCACAAUAUCAUAAAAUAGUUAUGUUUUACAUUUUCAACGUUCCUUAGUCAAAAGUGAUAUAUUUACUUUUAA